Molecule: messenger RNA, 6363 nt
Organism: Megachile rotundata (alfalfa leafcutting bee)
Lineage: Eukaryota; Metazoa; Arthropoda; Insecta; Hymenoptera; Megachilidae
Product: 1-phosphatidylinositol 4,5-bisphosphate phosphodiesterase epsilon-1
Biological process (GO): phosphatidylinositol-mediated signaling; release of sequestered calcium ion into cytosol; G protein-coupled receptor signaling pathway
Molecular function (GO): phosphatidylinositol-4,5-bisphosphate phospholipase C activity
Source: RefSeq, a predicted model, not a curated record
GGAAAAAACGGAGAAAAAAGGAGGAAAAAGGGGCGAACACUACCCUAGAGAUACUAUUGGAUAGAGGUCAAUGGAGCCAUCCUGAUGCAGGCUGCAAAACUACGUGGGGAUUACCCGUCGUGGUCGUCGGGCUGAUUUGAACGGUGAACAGUGGCGAUUUCACCCGUGGGUAGAACCACCGUUUUCAUCACCGUCAGCGGCAAAUAGUACAGCCACUUCCGCUUCCUCCACCCCACGUGGCCGAACCAUUACCUGAUAAGAGCUGGAGAAGCGGCCGCAGCCGCAGCCGCCUCGGAGCUCUGAGGAGCUGGAGGAUCUGCAAAAGCUGCUGCACUUCCCCGAGGAGGUGGCGCUCAGGUUGACGGAGACCGAGUACCAGCUGUUCUAUCAGGUACCACCACAGGAGUACCUAAGACACGUGGCGCAAGAUCAGAACACGCAGAAACCACCUGCCAAGCCACCCCCGUCGCCGAGUCGCAGCUAUACCACACCCCGUACCGCAAACAGCUCGACCCAGACCGAAGAAGAAUCUAACUGGCCUGUUCCCAACAUCUUCUCUUCCGUUCAGACACUCAUCAAUCGUUUUAAUGAGGUAAGCUCAUGGGUCACCCACGCAAUUACAAGCGGCGCGACGAUCGAAGAAAGGCAGGCGAUUUUAUCUUGCCUCCUACGCGUGGCUCAAACCUGUUGGAAUACCGGAAACUUUAACUCAGCCAUGGAAAUUGUUGCCGGUCUCAAGUCCAAUAAGCUAAAGCCCUUUUGGCAUAGCAUAAACGAUCCAGUACCGGUGUUGGAGAAUCUUUCCUCAGCCCUUCUCUCCGCCGAGUAUGAGUUCACACUUGCUCGAGCUUUGGCAAUGCCGGAAUGUCCGGUGGUGCCGUUCUUCGGAGCCUUCCUGCGGGAAUUGCGGGAAGUCAUUGCUUCCGAGUCCAAGUGUCAACAGGAGUGCAGAGACAACCAUGAGUCGCCUCGCAGCAGCAGCAAAGACACCGCGACCGAAACUGUGUUGUCCUCGGGGCAAACCGAGAAGAUUGCUAUCGACAGCAGCACAGAAUCACCCACUGAAUGGAACUCGAGAAAUAGUUCCUUGAAGAAACAGGAAAGCGCUCCCAACCGUGAUACAAAUUUUGUCCUUGAAAAGGUCGCUGAAUUUCAUAAGCACCGACAUGCUCGAGGCAGAGACGCGACAACUGGUUCGCUUCAUCGUACACUGAGUAUUCAUACGACCGCAAUCGAGCAAACUUAUAUGGCCGAAGAAUGUGACGAAAACGACUAUCAUCUCGAUCUCGAUUCCUACAAACCGGUGCAACCCAUUUCGUUCGACCAUGGAGUUGCAUUGUUUCCUGUUGCUGCACCGCAUUCUGGAAUGGAUCUGCAUCUGCUGCAGGUGCUGCAUCACGGAACAACAUUGGUGCACUGGGACUGCGAAGGGGGUAGGACGGCCUUGGUAUUCGCGCGAGUGGAUCGUGCAUGCGGUACGUUCGUCUGGGAGAAACCGCCCUGGAGUCCUCUGAAGACUGCACAGCUCGGUGGCGCUGCCCUCACAGACUUUUCGUUAACUGCCAAUCCAGAGGACACGGUACCAGCCGGUUUAAUAGGGAAAUACGCGUGUCAACAAGUGGAAUGCGCGUCCGUGACGCUGGAAGAAGGAUUUCUAGACCUAAGUUCUGUGAAAGAAGUUAUGAUCGGUUGUUGUGAUCGGGACAGAGACGCCGACCUCAGAAGCAUUUGCAAGAGGUACGGGCUCCCGGGUUCUGAUUCGUGCAUCGGCCUCAUGUACGGCUCCAGUCUGCCGGAUAAUCGACUGAUCUUUCUCCUUUGCCCUCCUGCUCUUUGCAAAAUUUGGUACAUGGGUCUCUGUUGGAUACUAAGAGGUCUGAAGCGUCAGCAACAAUUAACAGAUCGUAGAUCGCGAUGGUUAAAAGAAAAAUAUCUUCAGCUGUAUUUCGAAGAAAGCUGUUUCGAGCCAAUGACAGCCGAUGCGAUAAGAGCUUUCGGUGGUCGCGACUGGUACAUGACUGAAAGUAUAGGCACCCUUUCGCCCACGUGUAGCAGCACUCGUAAACGAAAUGUUAAAGGGAAGAAAACGAAAUCCAUUGGCAAUAUUCAUGCAUUAACAAAGGAUUUGAGCCUAAAAUAUGACUCCUCGUUCACGGAUGGAGGUUUAUCAACGGCCCCUCUUCGGCAUAUUACGGGUAGCAGAGAAUCUUUGACGAGAAUCAUACCAACAUCCCCACGGUGUAGUAGAGAUCGAGUUCCUCCACGGAGUCCUCCCGGUUGUGCCGAACGUAUUAUUAGUUCCAACUUGCCUUACUCCAGCUUCCAGAGCCUAUUGUGUGUCACCAGAGACAAGGAUAAGAAUGGAUCUGGAAUGAUAGGUGGUAUGGAAGCAGCUUGGCAAGUGAAGGCUCGCACCACGACCAUAAUGUACGAAACUCAGUUAAACUUCGUCGAGUUCGUCGCAUUGUUUCGAUCUUUUAGUCUGAGGGCCAGAAAAGAUCUGAGAGACUUAUUUGGUCAACUGGCGAUUACGUGUCGCAGCCAGAGUGACGGUUCCUUGAGAGACUUCAAUGUACGGCCGCCUGUGUUAAGGCAAACCAGCGAUGCAACCCCUCAACGAAUAGGUCUUUUAACGAGGAACAACUCCAUUGACUGUCACGAAUACAAAACUAGCAGUAAUCUUCAAAAGAAGCAGGUUUUCGACGCAGUAGCCGCUGCCAGUAUCGUUAACAAUUGUUCCGGCGUCGACACCUCGAAGUCGCAAGUUAUCACCCUGGCAACGUUCACUAAAUUUUUGGAAUCACGGCAACAGGAAAAAUUGACUGACGAGGAAAUCAAAGCACUUGUUAAGCGACACGAACCGGACCCAGCACUACGUACACAAUGGUGUUUGUCUUUCGAGGGCUUUGCACGGUACAUGAUGGACAAGGACAAUUAUGCUUUCCCAAACGAGUAUGCGACACCGUCCGAGACUGAAAUGCAGCAGCCAUUGUCCCAGUAUUACAUCGCCAGCUCCCAUAACACUUAUUUAACUGGUCAUCAGCUCAAAGGAGAAUCUUCGGUGCAGCUGUACUCUCAGGUGCUACAAACGGGGUGUAGAUGUGUGGAACUCGAUUGCUGGGAUGGCGAUGAUGGGUCUCCUGUUAUUUACCAUGGUCACACCUUUACUACGAAGAUUCCAUUUCGCUCGGUCGUCGAAGCGAUUGAUAGAAGCGCUUUCGUGAGCUCUCCAUAUCCUGUGAUUCUGUCAAUUGAGAAUCAUUGCUCUCAGAGUCAACAGGCUCGAAUGGCCCAAAUAUUUCAAUCCGUUUUCGGAGAAAAGCUCGUAACGAAAUUUCUUUUCGAGAGCGACUUCAGUGACGAUCCUCAACUUCCGUCUCCAUCGCAGUUGCGCUAUAGAAUAUUGAUAAAAAAUAAGAAACUGGUAGUGGAUCCUGCUGGUCCUUUGGCACAUGCUCCCCUGAGUCAUCGUGGAAAAAUGCUGAUGUCGGAUCGUGCAUCAUCUAUGAAACAAAUGCGCACUGACGUAAACAGCGCAUCCGUUGUUGAAUAUUUCAGCGAGGACGAAGACGAUGAAGAAGAUGACGACGAAGACGACAACAUCGACGAUAACUCGAUUUCCAGUUACGAAAGGUACUUGGGUGGAACGCAGGUGCCGCAUGGCCGAUUAAAGUCGGAUUCAGCAGUCGACGAUAAAUCACAGAAGCAAAGUAGCCAAAUUGCGAAGGAACUCUCAGACUUGGUGAUCUACUUGCAAGCCAUUAAGUUCCGUGGAUUAAACACGACGCCAGGAACGGUGACAACCGGAAAAGCAAGACAUCAACCGCAUAGCGGACCUGUUCAGAGGCACAGCAUCGCCGGAAUUGGAGCUACCAGCAUCGGUGCACCUUCAGGAUCACCGCAAUCUCUGUCAACGUCAGCGUCGCUUGCGAGUGGCGGCAGCAAUAUUGAGAACCUCUUCAGAUCCACUCGUGGAGUUCCAGCUUGCUUCCAGUGCUCUUCGUUGAAUGAAAGUACAGCCAAGAAAAUCUGUAGGAAACAACCUCUGGGAGUUGUCGCUCACGCUGAGACCCAGCUGAUUCGAACAUAUCCAGCUGGAAUGCGCAUAGACUCGACGAACUUCAAUCCUGUAAUAUUUUGGGCCUUUGGGAUUCAAAUGGUUGCGCUGAAUUACCAAACCGACGAUGCUGGGUUGAACUUGAACGCUGCUAUGUUCGAGCAGAAUGGACAAUGUGGAUAUGUUAGGAAACCUUCGGUCAUGUGGGACAAAGGACAUAUGAUGUACAGACGUUUCAACCCUUGGGACAAGGAGUUUGAUGGACUGCACUCGGCGCACUUGGCACUCUCAAUUAUUUCCGGCCAGUACGUUUCCCCGACAAAUUUCGUCGCCAGCACCUACGUUGAGAUCGAGCUGGUCGGCAUUCCGAUCGAUUGUGCCAAGCACAAGACGAAAGUGAUGCCAAACAACGCGCUGAAUCCGAUCUGGAACGAGAAGUUCUGUUUCCAAGUGAUGUUCAAGGAUCUCGCCUUCCUCCGCUUCGGGAUCGUUGAAGCGAGCUCCCACCACCUGAUCGCUCAAAGAGUGAUACCGUUAAAGUGUCUAAGACCCGGCUACAGACACGUGCGUUUGCGUUCGUGCAAAAAUAAACCGCUAGCACUCUCGGCGCUCUUCAUCUACUCUCGCCUAGAAGAGGAGAGCCUCGAUUACAACACCUGCUGCCGCGACCACAAGGAGUCAUCCAAACGUCCAUCAUCUGGAAAGGAGCCGGAGAAACUGACCACCGUGGACUCCGGCCUAGGCGGUGUAACCUUGAAGAGAAGAAUGUUCUUCCUGAUGGUUUAUCACGUGAUACCCGACGAGCCGUACACCAUCUUAAAGGUGACCCAGGAGAGUACAACACAGGAGGUGAUGUUACAAGCUCUUCAGAAGGCAGGAAUCUCUCCAGACCGCGUAGACGAGUACAUCCUCGUCGAAGAAGUCUCGCGCGGCUGGGAAAAACGAGACAGAGAAGAGUUACCGACCCAGCGUGUUUUGGACCCGACAGAACAUCCUCUGCAGGCGCAAGCGUUGUGGAAAGGUCAAGGACGUUUCUUGCUGAAGAGAGUGGGCGACGACCCCAGCAGCAGAGCCUGGUUAGCUUCCAUCAGGAGCACAGCCGGUCACUCCAAACUCGAUUCCGAGAGAGACACGUCCACACACAUUUGGGACGAGGCUGACACCUUCCUGGUUUGCAUCUACAACGUUUCACCGGACAUACCGUACGCGAUACUACGUGUACCCGUCAGCAGUUCCGCUCAGGACGUCCUGGCCCAGGCUCUGGUGAAGGCUAGGCGAAUGGAGGAUCCCAUGAAGUUCGCUUUGGUCGAGGAACUCGAAUGGGGAGGCACAGGAGCGGUUGGUAGCGGCAAUCGUCAGCUGAGAGUGUUACGCGACGACGAGAACGUUUACAGCACCCAAGCUUUCUGGAAAACGCUCGGAAGAUUCAUUCUGAGGGAAAGAGAGCAGGCGAUACCGAGACGACAUUUGUUGCCAGCUACUUUGGAUAGGCUCAGCAAAGGAUUCUCCGUGGGGAGAUCGGUUUCCUUGCCGGGGUCCAGCAAGGAGAAGGUACCUGUUUCGGAAGCGCUUUCUGAUCCCACGUCCAGAGGACUCAGACAUCGUCUGCUGAUGUCUGGUCGCAGAAGAGAAGUCCAUUCCGAUGGAGAGGACACGCGCGAGUCCGACAUUCUGAACGCAGCCAUCCACUUGAAGAAGGUGUCUCUGCGGAAGUUGAGGAUGUGGAAGUCAUAGUGGCAGUCCCGGGCGACGUCGAUAUCAUCGAUCUUCGCCACUCGGAGAAAUCAGUCAUAAAUGACAUGCAAUCGAGAUACAGGCAAAAUCACGUUGCGAAAGCUCGGGGAAACGAAGAUGUCGCUGAGAUGUUACACCGAUGGUCGACCCUGAAAUGUUUUGGCAUAAGUAUACAAAAAAACGCCUAACUCGACACUGCUUAAAUACGUAUCAUCUUUUAACUUGUCGUUCGAAAGCAAACCGAUGUUAGCGAAUAGAUCGGUUGAGACGGAGUUUGAUUGGACGUAAAAUCGUGGAACACGCGUUUCAGCUUCGAGAAAGUUACGUUCAAACAAUCCUGUUAAUACCAUUUCAAAUUACAUCGUUAUUUCGUGCGAUCAAAUUUGGAUCAAAUCAUAUACGCUGUUAUGUGUACAAUUGUUUGCAUCUUCAGAUAAUUUCAUUUUAAAAGGCAUCUUUACUGUAGUGUGAUCUCUGGGUCGUUUUCCAGUCAUUUAAUGUACAAAUGAAGAUUUUAUAUGCGAUCGGAGAAAAUCAGUUCCUUUAGAAACUUGGAGUUUUUUAAUCUGGUU